AUGAGCACACAUAGUUCACAUCAACGAACCCAAAAAGGAAAUAACCCAUUUAAAGGUAUGGAGUGCGGAAAGAGCUUCUGUUUCAAUGCAAAACUUAGAACACACCUGCGGACUCACACAGAGAGAAAACGUUUUAAGUGCAGGGAGUGUGGGAAGAACUUCAGUCAGAGUGGAAACCUUAAAAUGCACAAACGGACUCGCACCGGGGAGAAACCAUUUAAAUGUAUCGAGUGUGGAAAGAGUUUUAGUAAUAAUGGAAAUCUUAGAACACAUGAACGGACUCACACCGGGGAGAAACCAUUUAAAUGUAUCGAGUGUGGAAAGAGCUUUAGUGAUAAUGGAAGCCUUAGGAACCAUCAACGGACUCACACAGGGGAGAAACCAUUUAAAUGUAUUGAGUGUGGAAAGAGCUUUAGUGAUAAUGGAAGCCUUAGGAAACAUCAACGGACUCACACAGGGGAGAAACCAUUUAAAUGCAUGGAGUGUGGAAAGGACUUCAGUCAGAGUGGAAACCUUAGGAACCAUCAACGGACUCACACAGGGGAGAAACCAUAUAAAUGUAAGGAGUGUGGAAAGAGCUUUAGUGUUAGUGGAAGCCUUAGACAACACCAACGGACUCACACAGGGGAUAAACCAUAUAAAUGUAUCGAAUGUGGAAACAGCUUUAGUAAUAAUGGAAGCCUUAGACAACAUCAACGGACUCACACGGGGGAGAAACCAUAUAAAUGUAUUGAGUGUGGAAACAGCUUUAGUAAUAGUGGAAGCCUUAGACAACAUCAACGGACUCACACGGGGGAGAAACCAUUUAAAUGCAUGGAGUGUGGAAAGAGCUUCAAUCAGAGUGGAAACCUUAGAAAUCAUCAACGGACUCACACAGGGGAGAAACCAUAUAAGUGUAUCGUGUGUGGAAAGAGCUUUAGGGACAGAGGAUAUCUUAGAACACAUCAACGGACUCACACAGGGGAGAAACCAUUUAAAUGUAUCGAGUGUGGAAAGAGCUUUAGUGAUAGUGGAAGCCUUAGACUACAUCAACGGGCUCACAAAGGGGAGAAACCAUUUAAAUGUAUUGAGUGUGGAAAGAGCUUUAGUAAGAAUGUAAGCCUUAGACUACAUCAACGGACUCACACAGGGGAGAAACCAUAUAAAUGUAUAGAGUGUGGAAAGAGCUUUAGUAGCAGAGGAUAUCUUAGAACACAUCAACGGACUCACACAGGGGAGAAACCAUUUAAAUGCAUGGAGUGUGGAAAGAGCUUCAAUCAGAGUGGAGACCUUAGAAACCAUCAACGGACUCACACAGGGGAGAAACCAUUUAAAUGUAUCGAGUGUGGAAACAGCUUUAGUAAUAGUGGAAGCCUUAGACAACAUCUACGGACUCACACCGGGGAGAAACCAUUUAAAUGUAUGGAGUGUGGCAAGGACUUCAGUCAGAAUGGAAAUCUUAGAAAACAUCAGCAGACACACAGGGGAGAAACCAUGUAA
Molecule: messenger RNA, 1479 nt
Organism: Podarcis lilfordi (Lilford's wall lizard)
Lineage: Eukaryota; Metazoa; Chordata; Lepidosauria; Squamata; Lacertidae
Source: the annotation of a GenBank genome assembly